AAAAUGGCCAAAAAAAAAAUUCACUGAAAAUUAUUUCCUCUCCCUUUCUUUGAACUUUUCAAGCUCAAUAAAAUCUUCCUUCCGCGUGGUCCCCACCACUUUGUAUUCAAUUGAGUGAGUGAUGGACUGAGAACGUUACCAAGAAGUACAUACAGUUUCUAGUCUGUGAUUGACUGUUGUUCUUCGUGUCCUGUAGAGCGAGCACAGACCCGAGCGGGCCGAGAAAAUGGGCCACCGAAGCUCAAAGCAGGAAAACCCCGAUGAGUCAACGGACGGUUCCCCCUCCAGGAUUCAUAAGCUCCGGCAGCGGCUCCACCGUUACCGUCCCCACUUCCGCCGCCACAGCCGCGGCGUGAGCGCCGAUCCCCGCCUGAGCAAGCUGCUCAAGGAGGAAGACUUCGCCGGCAUCGCUCUCCUCCGCCUUAUCGGCGCGGACAUGAAAUUCAAGGACAAAUGGCUUGCGUGCGUUUCUCUUGGGGAACAGACGUUCCGCACCACCAUCUCCGAUCAGUUGAGUCCUGUGAAUGUGGGUUCUUGUCUGCAGGAGAAAAAGCUUCUUUUGGACAGAAAUGGGGCUCAUGUUGCGAGAAUAUCUGUAUUUGAGACAAAUAAAAUCUCCAAGAACAAUCUGAUUGGCUAUUGUGAGAUUGAUCUUUAUGAUUUUUUUACACAGGAUUCGGAUUCUGAUGUAGAAUUAUAUGACCUAGUAGAUCCAACAUCUGCUGGUGGAAAAGUUGGCCGCAUAAGUUUGUCAUGUUCCAUUGAGGACCCACUGGAAACAGAAAAGAGUUUUGCUCGGCGUAUUUUGUCUAUAGUGGAUUACAAUGAAGACGGAUGUCUAUCAUAUGCUGAAUUCUCCAACUUAAUUGAUGCAUUCGGCAACCAAUUGGCUGCUACCAAGAAAGAGGAACUUUUUCAAGCUGCUGAUGAAAAUGGGGAUGGGGUUGUCAGCAUUGAUGAGUUAGCUAUGCUUCUAGCCAUUCAAACUGAAAAGGAUCCACUAAUUAAUUGCUGUCCCGUCUGUGGUGAAAUUCUACAAUUGUCUGAUAAGUUGAAUGCGGUAGUUCAUUUGACUCUGUGUUUUGAUGAAGGGACUGGAAAUCAGGUGAUGACUGGAGGAUUUUUGACCGAUAAGCAGGCUUCCAAUGGGUGGAUGUUCAAAGUGAGUGAAUGGGCUCAUUUUUCAUCAUAUGAAGUAGGACUGAGGUCUGGAUCCAGUGCAUCACAUAUACUGGUUUUCGAUCGGCAUACAAGGAGACUUGUGGAGGAAAUUAUUGAUGCCAAAAUUGUUUUAUCUAUGAGGGCCAUUUAUCAAUCUAAAGUAGGACUUGGCCUUAUGGACAAAGGGGCAAAGGAACUCUUGCAAAGCAUCUCAGAAAAACAGGGCAGAAAAAUGGAUUCAACUGAAUCUGCUAAGGACAUAACAAAAUUCAUUACUUUGUUCAAGGCAUGAUAAUAAUUUCGGUCGUGCACAGUAUAUGCUCUACUUGUAUUCUCUAGAAUUUGGAUCAGUAUGCUUACAGUUGCCAUUAAAAACCAUGUUUUGUGCAUGUUGGUGAAACUUGUCACGAUUUGGUUUGUUUCAGUGCAGACAUGCUUCAUAUCUUUGUCUUCUCUACUUCCUCACAUUUUGGUUUUCAGAAAAGCUGAGGCUUUCUCAUAAGCCGCAGGACUAUCUUUUUAUCAUGGCAAGCUGAGACCAAAUUGAAAAUUGCAUUUUUUUUUUCUUACCUUCUUGAAACAUGAUGGUGCAUGAAAAAAAUGACAUUGUCCAUAAAUUGAGAAUUAUUGAGACAGUUGUUCAAUCAUUUCCAAACUAAUUAUUUAUUACUGCCCUUUUGUGCAACAUUUUGUGCAGACUUCUUUUCCAUGUAAGUACAAAUUAUUGAUUGCUCUCUCGUGCAUACAGAUACUGCAGACUGCUUUUCCACGUAAUUUCAGUUGUUCUGCAGCUUUUGAUAUGCGAUGACAAGAUUUUCCCUGAUUGCUGUUAUUGAUAAUGUUGCAGGAUCAAAUAAACGUGUCCGAAAUCAAAUACCCUUUAGAGCACUUUAAGACCUUCAACGAAUUCUUUAUAAGAGAGUUGAAACCUGGUGCGAGGCCAAUUGCCGACCUUGACUGUGAUGACAUUGCAGUUUGUGCAGCUGAUUGCCGCUUGACGGCAUAUACUACUGUAACUGAUUCUACAAGAUUUUGGAUUAAGGGACGAAAAUUUUCUGUACAAGGUCUUUUGGGGACUGAAUUUUGCUCUGAUUCCUUUAUUGAUGGAAGUCUAGUUAUAUUCCGGUUGGCUCCUCAGGACUAUCACCGAUUCCACGUUCCUGUUUCUGGAACUAUUGAGAAAUUUGUCGAGAUACCUGGAUGCUUAUACACGGUUAACCCAAUUGCAGUAAAUAGCAAGUACUGUAAUGUGUUCACCGAAAAUAAGCGUGUUGUGUCCCUGAUAUCGACAAAGGAAUUUGGAAAGGUGGCUUUUGUCUCAAUUGGUGCUACAAUGGUUGGUAGCAUCACUUUUUCUAAGAACAAAGGCGACUAUGUCAAAAAAGGAGAUGAGUUUGGGUAUUUCUCAUUUGGUGGAAGCACGGUCAUUUGUGUCUUUGAGAAGGGUGCAAUCAAGAUAGAUGAGGACUUGCUGGAAAACAGCUUGAGAUCACUGGAAACUUUGGUUCGUGUUGGAAUGAGAUUAGGUGUAUCCAUCAAGAAACAAUAGAACUCAGUGUGUUAAAUAAAGGCGAAACGCGAAAACUUGUGUGUACGGCCAUAAGGAACUAACCGUAAAUCCAAAUCACCAGAUGACUUAGCAAUACAAAUCAUCAUUAUUUCCUCUUUAUUGUAUUUUCUUAUCUAAGAUGACUUUAUAGUCAUAGUGGCCAUUUAUCAUUAGCUCGCGAUUGGGAAAUGUACGUUUCCCAUUUUUAUAUUGUUUUGACCUAUACUCAUUAGUAAGUAAAUCCGCAUGCAUGCAUACCAGUGAAAGCCUACACCUGUUUAGGAAUUGUGAGAUCAACACAUAUCCGUACGAGUGUUCGUAUGUGUAUGAUCUUUCAAAAAUCAUUUUAUAGGUUUGCCUCGUACAAGUGCUUAAUUUACUAAACUAUUCAUCACUACAUA
Molecule: messenger RNA, 3111 nt
Organism: Striga asiatica
Lineage: Eukaryota; Viridiplantae; Streptophyta; Magnoliopsida; Lamiales; Orobanchaceae
Source: the annotation of a GenBank genome assembly